Molecule: messenger RNA, 1636 nt
Organism: Ostrea edulis (European flat oyster)
Lineage: Eukaryota; Metazoa; Mollusca; Bivalvia; Ostreida; Ostreidae
Exons: 4
Coding region: 283-840 (185 amino acids)
Cellular component (GO): membrane
Source: RefSeq, a predicted model, not a curated record
CCUCGAACACACUCAGGUCGACACAGGUAAAGCGUUAAAGUGAUCAAGAUUUUCUCACCUGUGAUCUUAAUCUAUGCCGCGCUUAAUGGCGCAUCAUAAAAAUAUGUAGCUAAUAAUUUUCAAAUUAAAUUAGUGUUUUGAAAUUUACUAAGGAUAGUGAGUACGUCUUGGAAAUAUUUUUCAUUAGACUGGAAAUCAGCAUCCCUCGAAAUACCUGUACUUCCAGCUGCAUCUUACCUGUGCGAACUUUGAAAACAAAGCAAUACAGGUGAAAAAAUCAAAAUGGGACGCCCUGAAGAACAAGAAUUUGAAAUUUCUCUGCUUAUGAAACUUGGAACAGUAGCUUUAAUUGUUACAACUUUGUUUCAGCUGAUAGGGUUCGGGUCUUCACACUGGGUGUUGUCUGUAAGCACAGAGUAUGGCGUAAUUGAGUAUUCUGGAUUAUGGGAGAAAUGUGCAGACAUUUCCAUUGGAUACCAUGAUUAUGAAUGCGAAGGAUUUGUAUGGGAAGAUUUCCAGGUUUCUCACUGGUUCCGGACAAUCCAGACAAUGGAGUCGAUGGGAUUUGUGGGUCUUUUAACCACAAUAGUGUUGAUUGGAACAUACAUAUUCAGGACCCCUCUACAGGGAAGGAAGGCUGUGAAACGAAUUUGUAUCACAUUAUGCAUCUUGUGUGGUACCCUCAUCAUCGUUUCCUGCAUCAUAUUUGCCUCCUUGAAGAACACUCUCCGAGCGCGUCACAUGCCUGGAUCCAAAGCGGAACUCUCCUGGAGUUUUGCUUUAAGUCUUGUAGGAGGUCUUGGGUCCAUUGGAACUUCCUUCCUCAUCUGCUUUGGAUGAACAUCACCCAACAUCCAAACUGCUAGCAUACAUGUUGUGUCAUCGACACAUUUUCAAAAUUCGUAUAUUUGUGUACUACUGACUAUUUUUUAUAUGGAUUUUCUAUGAAUUGCUAUUAUAUUGUUUUAAUCUCAUUCAUGCAAAUAGGAAUUGUGUAAAUCUGAUAUGCUUAUCAAUCUCAUAAAUGUACCUUCGACACAUGUAUUAACAUAAAUUUUAUACCAGUGUCAACCAUUGUGCAUAUAAUUCUAUUUUUCACAUAAUUAAUUGCAUAUUACAUGUAUUUACCAGUUAAACUUGUAUAAUCCAGAUGUGGGCCAACUGAAAUGUUGUGAAUUUUGAAAAAAAGAUGUCAGCUGUAAUACAGAAUUUGUCUAAUCCAGAGAUAUUUUAAGGUAUGGAGCAUAUCUGGAUUGAACAAGUUAUAUUUUAUCGUACCAAGCAUAUUUUGAUUAGAAAAGUUUUACUGUAUAUAAUUGUUCAUUAAUAUUACCAAGGACGAGUUUAUCUUGCUAAUUAUUGAAAUUUUAAAAUUUCCAUCACACGAUUUUCUUUUUCAGAAAGUUUUCACCGUGUUUUUUAAAAUAAAAAUUUGAUUUUCAUUUUUGUUCUAAACACUAAAUAUAUUUGGGAUUUACCCCCAAAUUAUUUAAUGUACAUGUAAAAAGAUAUCUGCAUUCUCAUCAAAAUUCUUCAACUAAACAACACUGCUGAAAUUUAGAUGCGCAGGGAUAGUUUUAUUUUGUUACUUUGUAUGUAAAUAUGUAAACAUAGAAAAUAAAAAAUUUGAAUGUAC